Messenger RNA from Amborella trichopoda, 2347 nucleotides. Its product is annotated as aluminum-activated malate transporter 9. Gene Ontology annotation, biological process: malate transport. The record is from RefSeq and is a predicted model, not a curated record. Lineage: Eukaryota; Viridiplantae; Streptophyta; Magnoliopsida; Amborellales; Amborellaceae.
CGAAUCAACCGAGGCCCUGUGGAACGCGACGAAAGAUGGUCACAUGAUGGAAUCACGUUAUAAACACGGAUUUCUCUCAGAGAAUCUUUCUCUCUUAUUUCUCUCUCUAGUUUUGAGACGAACUGUUUCUCUCUAGUUUUGAGACGAAUUAAACCUUGCCAAAGUAUUGCAGGCUCAAACUUUGGGUUUCUGUUGAAGGAUACUACUGGAAUUUGUAUAAUCUGAGGAGGAGUUCCAUCAAUUAAUCUUGUAGUUUUUGUUAUAUAAGUAGACGACAAGAUGAUGCCUAAAAUGGGAUCAAUUAGAUACAACUUCAUGGAGAGGAGCACACAGAGGCUCCUUUCUCAGAAGGAGGGGUAUGAUUCUGAUUCAGAGGGGUGGGACUGGAAAAGGUGUGGGUGUUUCCCUCGAAUUGGUGACAGGUUAAGGAAGAUUUGGAAUGGUAUUGGUGAGAAUGCUAUCUAUGGUUGGCAAUUUGGCAAGUCGGAUCCACGAAAACUAAUAUUUGCUGCAAAAGUGGGCAUGGCACUUUCCAUCGUUUCUCUGCUUAUAUUCUUGAAGGAACCAUUCAUGGAUAUAUCUGUCUAUUCGAUUUGGGCAAUCUUCACUGUUGUAGUUGUAUUCGAGUUUAGCAUAGGAGCAACCCUUAGCAAGGGGUUUAAUCGUGGCUUGGGAACGGUAACGGCGGGAGGGUUGGCCCUUGGCUUUGCAGAACUAUCCACACUUGCUGGAAAGUGGGAGGAGGGGAUCCUUAUUAUAAGCAUAUUUGUUGCAGGUUUUGCAGCAUCCUUUAUAAAACUCUUUCCAAAGAUGAAGCCUUAUGAAUAUGGGUUCCGUGUAUUCUUGAUUACCUUCUGUUUCAUUAUGGUGUCUGGUUAUCGAACAGGGACAUUCAUUCAAACAGCAAUCACGCGCUUUGUACUCAUAGUAAUUGGUGCCAGUGUGACUUUGGCUGUCAAUAUCUGUAUAUAUCCCAUUUGGGCCGGCGAGGACCUUCAUAACCUUGUAGUAAAAAAUUUCACGGGUGUUGCUAAGUCUUUAGAAGGUUGUGUUGAAGGGUACCUUAAGUGUGUUGAAUAUGAUAGGAUUUCUUCAAAAAUUCUUACAUACCAAGCCUCUGAUGACCCUGUUUAUAGUGGCUAUAGGUCAGCUGUGGAAUCCACAAGUCAAGAGGAUACUCUGAUGGGAUUUGCUGUCUGGGAGCCACCCCAUGGACCUUAUAAGAUGCUGAAGUAUCCAUGGAAGAGUUAUGUGAUGGUCAGUGGUGCUCUAAGGCAUUGUGCAUUCACAGUGAUGGCAUUGCAUGGCUGUUUACUGGCUGAGAUACAGGCACCCCCAGAGAGGAGGCUUGUUUUUAGUAAUGAGAUGCAAAGGGUGGGAUCUGAGGGUGCCAAAGUUCUACGUGAGCUCGGAAGGAAGGUUAAGGCAAUGGAGAGACUAGGCCAAGAGGACAUCCUUUCAGAAGUUCAUCAGGCAGCCGAAGAACUCCAAAAGAAGAUUGAUAAGCGCUCUUACCUUCUCGUCAACUCCGAGUGUUGGGAGAUUGCACCCCAGCGUAAUGAUGUCCAAGAAACAGGCAUAGUAGAAAGUGAUCAAAUUGAAAAUCUCCACUACCUUGGAAUAAAGUCUCGUAGCGAAACUGUUCUUGAUCUCAGGCCUCUACACUUGUCCAAGAGCUGGGACCCACGACUCCCUAGUCCUAUUCCUAGCCCUAAUCCUAAUGCUAACCUGAGUGCGAAUGCUAAGCCCCAUGUUGGGCCCAACAGAGAGGUGUUCCAAAAGCAGAUAUCAUGGCCUUCGCGAAACUCUUUCAGCUUUGAUGGGACCGAGGACACUGAAGAGGAGAGGACUUAUGAGAGUGCUAGUGCCUUGUCUUUAGCUACUUUCGCUUCUCUCUUGAUAGAAUUUGUCGCUAGGCUUCAAAACUUGGUGGAUUCAUUUGAAGAGUUAAGUGAGAAAGCCAGGUUUAAGGAGCCUGUUGAAACUCCCGAGGCCCAUCCUGGGUUUUGGGAGAGGUUAACUGGGUGCUUUCGAUCAAAGAGAUGACCAGUUUUGAGUAAUCUGAGAGUUGGUAUUGAUCACUGUGAAACCAGGUUGAAGUUGGACCCAGCGGCUGGUUCAUUGUACACAUGAUAACGAGGUUGGAUAGAGAUGGGGGUUGCAGAAAGUGUGUAGUGAUGCAAAAUGCAGGCCAUUGGUUUUACAAGUGACACUGAUGCGUGCUUACAAGAUGUAGAAAUGCAUCAUCAACUUCAACUGUGGGCAGGUAACGCCUCAGUCUUGUAAGAAAAGUACAGUUAUUAUGUAAAAUCUGAUUAUUGAUUAUAAAGCUGGUGCGUUCUGUCCA